AUGGCCGCCAAAGACGCCAUCACCUGCCACGUCCUCGACACCGCGGCCGGCCGGCCCGCCAAGUCGAUCCGCGUGCGUCUCGAGGGUCCCCGCGGCUCGCAGCCCGCAAAGGAGUUCGAGUCCAUCACCGACGACGACGGCCGCAUCAAGGUCUGGCUGCCGUACAGCUCGGCCACCGCCUCGGGCGAGGUCCCCGUCUACACGCUCGACGACGUCCUCGGCCAGGCGGAGGCGUCGUCGACCUGGACGCUGCGCUUCGACAUCGAGGGGUACUACGGCGAGGGCAAGACCUUCUUCCCCGAGGCCGUCGUCGUGUUUCGCGUCCAGAAGGGUCAGCACUACCAUGUGCCGCUGUUGUUGAGCCCCUACAGCUACACGACGUACCGGGGGAGCUAG
Molecule: messenger RNA, 396 nt
Organism: Metarhizium brunneum ARSEF 3297
Lineage: Eukaryota; Fungi; Ascomycota; Sordariomycetes; Hypocreales; Clavicipitaceae
Biological process (GO): purine nucleobase metabolic process
Molecular function (GO): hydroxyisourate hydrolase activity
Source: RefSeq, a predicted model, not a curated record